Molecule: messenger RNA, 610 nt
Organism: Chaetomium strumarium
Lineage: Eukaryota; Fungi; Ascomycota; Sordariomycetes; Sordariales; Chaetomiaceae
Exons: 5
Coding region: 17-610 (197 amino acids)
Source: RefSeq, a predicted model, not a curated record
GCCGAAGACCCCAGCGAUGGUCAGUAUUACUGAUCAACAGGGCCGUCGAGCCGAGCUCCCGGUGACUGGCGACAUGGCUACAAAGAUCAACCAGGUUGUGGAGGAACUGUUCCAGAUUUGUGAUACCCCCAAGAGAGCCAGGCUGUCCUGGAUGAAAGACUACUUCCUAACUACGCAAGCUGACAAUACCACACUCAGGGCCCUGACCCAGGAAGUAGUGAAAAAGAGGUUCGAGAGCCGGAAAAAGUCCUCGAGGAAGCAUUUUGGUGAGGCCCGGGUACUGACUGUGGAAGACAUCCGGGCUCGCAUAAGUGAAAGGGAGGCUAAGGAAGCCGUGGAAGCCAGGGAAAAGGAACGUCGUAUAGCAUUAAGAGGGGUAGUGGGCUUUGCGAAGGGUGUUUGGAAGGACUACAAAAUGGGCCCAGAUGUGUUCAACUUCAAUUUUGACCCAGCUGUGAUCAUGUUGGUGAUGCCGAAAUUGCCUGGCCCGGAUCCGUGCACGGCCCGGAUCUAUCCUAGCCCGGAGAGUGAGUUUCGGGCGGCUCCGUUUGACUCGUUGUGCUGUAGCUGGCUGGUACCUCCACGACCGUCGUUGGAGGAGGAGCGGUGA